CCGUCCUCGACCCUCGUCAGCGAGGGCUUCGCGUCCUCCUCACGGGCAGCACGCAGGGCUGGGUUGUCUUCUGAUCCCACAUGGGUCGUUUCUCAUCUCCCCUCCUUUUCCUGACCAGGCCCUUUCUUGGGGUAGAGUGUCACCCCACAGGGUGUCAGGGGUAGGGUAUCACCCCACAGGACAUCAGGGGUAGGGUAUCACCCCACAGGACAUCAGGGAUAGGGUGUCACCCACAGGGCAUCAGGGAUAGGGUGUCACCCCAUUGGGGGUCAGGGCUAGGGUGUCACCCACAAGGCAUCAGGGCCCCUGUCAGUAGCGCAGUGUGCUUCAUGUCAUCAGCGGUCAGUCACCAGGGGUCGUGUGCAGACCAAGUGGACACUGGCUGGCACUGGACCAGGGCUCCAGAUAUGCCUCCAUCUGAGCCCUGUGGCCUCCCUGCACCCCUGCAGAAUGACAGGCAGCGCUUUGGGGCCUCCCUGGGCAGCCUGUCCUUCGGCCGUGUGUCCGUCAUGAACAUGUCCAUCACCAACUUGAAGCUGGCCGUGUGCAUCGCCCUGCGGUUCUCGGCCACGCGGCGCCAGUUUGGACCGAGCGACGCGGAGGAGGUCCCGGUGCUGGAGUAUCAGCAGCAGCAAUGGCGUCUGCUCCCCUACCUGGCAGCUACCUUCGCCCUACAGCACUUCUCCAGGUCCCUGUUCAUGGACCUGAUGGAGCUUCAGCGAGGCCGCAACAGACAGGACCGGGGCCCCCGACACGUGAGCCACACCCCUGACCCGGGACCCUCCCAAGAGGCAACCUUAUUCAGAACGCCCGCGGGUGCCCCACAGGCUGCCUUUCUACAGUCCCCUCUGGGGACAGAGGGCUCUGCACGCUGCUUCGCUGGCCCGGGUUUCUCAGCCCGACCCUGCUGUAAACAACAUGGUGACAAAUGUGGGGUGACAUCCAGUGGGGGCUGUAUGCCAGGAGUCCUGUCAUACCCCCUAAGGGUGGGGCUUUGUGGUUACUGGGGCAAGCAGAGAGAGGAAGGGCUCUGAGGGCAGAUUCCCCAUGGCACCCUGAAAAGUCUGUAUCCAAUUGCCAAGGGUGAGGCUGUUUCCCGUAAACUCCCAGAGGGAGUGGGCAGGCCGGUGGGAAGCAGCAUCCAGCACAGAGCCCUGAGAGACCCAAGGGAAGGGGAGGAUUAAUGCCUGUUUUCCUGAUAAUGAGUCCCCCUGGCUUUCCCAGGGCCACAUGGCUUCGGUCUGUGCCCUGCGCAAUGCUCAUAGCCAGUCCCUG
This is a messenger RNA of Echinops telfairi (small Madagascar hedgehog), 1275 nucleotides long. RefSeq lists its product as uncharacterized. The record is from RefSeq and is a predicted model, not a curated record. NCBI's taxonomy places the organism in Eukaryota, Metazoa, Chordata, Mammalia, Afrosoricida, Tenrecidae. The transcript is spliced from 2 exons. Gene Ontology annotation, molecular function: FAD binding; fatty acid binding; pristanoyl-CoA oxidase activity. Gene Ontology annotation, cellular component: peroxisome. Bases 330 to 1034 code for a protein of 234 amino acids. Gene Ontology annotation, biological process: lipid homeostasis; fatty acid beta-oxidation using acyl-CoA oxidase.